Stomoxys calcitrans (stable fly) is the source of this 652-nucleotide messenger RNA. RefSeq lists its product as uncharacterized. The transcript has 3 exons. NCBI's taxonomy places the organism in Eukaryota, Metazoa, Arthropoda, Insecta, Diptera, Muscidae. Bases 44 to 580 code for a protein of 178 amino acids. The record is from RefSeq and is a predicted model, not a curated record.
AUUUUAGAAUGGCUAAACGCAUUACAGUCUAGUGACAUUAACCAUGAGGCUAAGUCUGAAACUGGUGCCCUCUAUUCUAGCCGUUUGGUGGUGCAGCGCUCCUUUAGCUGAGCCAUUGAAUUUGAAAUUUACCAAUGCGCAAUGCGAGGUGUUGGACAAAUCUUUUGGAUCAUUUGAGAAAUGCUAUUUGAAGGCUUUAGAUCGACAUAAUGUAAGCUUGGACUUGUACCUCAAACUGUACCAGCUACCAUUAAAGAGUCUAAAGUGGCACGCCCAACUCUUUCACAGGGGAAAUGGUUUUCGACCUCUGCUCUACAACAACACCAUGGAUUUUUGUCUAUUUAUGAAGAAUCCCAAACGUUGGAUGUUUUGGAAAAUAAUAUGGGAUGCCGUUUUACCAUACACAAACUUAAAUCACACUUGCCCCAUAAAUCAUGAUGUCAUUAUCAAAAGUCUAAUUCUCCAAAUGGACAUGAUAAAGCUUAUACCAUUUCCACCCAAUACCUAUAUGUUGCGUCUUCGUUAUUUUAACGACAAAAGCAGUGGCGUAGAGGUUCGUGUUAAUAUUGACCAUUACUAAGGGAUGCGGGUAUUUUAGUUGUUUAGUGUAAGUUGGAGGUGUAAUUCAUGGAAAUCGCAAAAUAUUGGUAAA